Molecule: messenger RNA, 1941 nt
Organism: Piliocolobus tephrosceles (Ugandan red Colobus)
Lineage: Eukaryota; Metazoa; Chordata; Mammalia; Primates; Cercopithecidae
Gene: KTI12
Product: KTI12 chromatin associated homolog
Exons: 1
Coding region: 737-1798 (353 amino acids)
Source: RefSeq, a predicted model, not a curated record
UGGUGUUUAUCUGAAACUCAAAUGUAACUGGGCAUCCUGUAUUUUAUCUGGCAACCCUACUAAGGAGAAAAAUUCCUAUUUUGUCUUUCAAGUUCUAAGUCAAAUGACUAUUCCUAAAGUCUUCAGUGAUUUCUCUGGGUAGUUUGUUUUUCCCUUCUGUUCUUUUAUAAUCUCACCUGCAUCUAUCCAUUAUAAUAUAUAUUACUCUGAUUGUAGGCGCCUGAUCCUUCCCAUUCCGACCUUUUAUCUUUUGUGGGGAAAGCGUUUUAUGUUCAUCUCUGAAUUCCCAACCUUGGGGAUGUUGAAUGAUUGAAAUGGUAAUUGAAUAAACAUUUACUGAGAGCCAGUUGGUUUAAGAGGAGGAAUGAAGGAGAACCAGCAUUUAUUAAUUGCCUUCUAUAUGCUAAAUAUAGUGCUGAUUGCUUACAAUAUUUAAUGCCCCUUAGGCCUUAUUAAUAAAAUGGACGGGCAGUCUUUGGCCGCAGGAAGAUCACGUUCUCCUGAGGCCUAUAACAUUUGGCAUAAAUAACUGAUGCCAUUCUAGUCUCUGUAUCUCCUUUCUGAGAAAGCUCGACCUGGGCCUAGUUGGCGUAGAACUCCUGUUUCCAUAGAAACAAGAGGGUCUGUAAAAGUCGAGGGAGACAGGAAGAGCAGUUUGCACUUCCGGCUUACGUCAGAGACGCGUACAACGCGGAAGUUGGCGCAGCGCGGUUGCUUAUGGUUGCUCCAUGAGAGGAUGCCGCUCGUGGUGUUUUGCGGGCUGCCGUACAGCGGCAAGAGCCGACGAGCUGAAGAGUUGCGCAUGGCGCUGGCUGCCGAGGGCCGCGCGGUGUACGUGGUGGAUGACGCAGCUGUCCUGGGCGCAGAAGACCCAACCGUGUACGGCGAUUCUGCCCGGGAGAAGGCAUUGCGUGGAGCUCUGCGAGCCUCCGUGGAACGGCGUCUGAGUCGCCACGACGUGGUCAUCCUGGACUCGCUUAAUUACAUCAAAGGUUUCCGUUACGAGCUCUACUGCCUGGCACGGGCGGCGCGCACUCCGCUCUGCCUGGUCUACUGCGUACGGCCCGGCGGCCCGAGCGCGGGACCUCAAGUGGCGGGCGCGAACGAGAACCCGGGCCGGAAAGUCAGUGUGAGUUGGCGGCCACACGCAGAGGACGGGAGACCCCAGGCGGCGGGCAGCAGCGUCCUCAGGGAACUGCAGACUGCGGGCUCUGUAGUAAAUGGAAGUGCCCAGGCCGACGUACCCAAGGAACUGGAGCGAGAAGAAUCCGGGACUGCAGAGUCUCCAGCUCUCGUGACUCCGGAAUCGGAGAAAUCUGCAAAGCAUGUGUCCGGUGCCUUUUACUCUCCAGAACUCCUGGAGGCCCUAACGCUGCGCUUUGAGGCUCCCGAUUCUCGGAAUCGCUGGGACCGGCCUUUAUUCACUUUGGUGGGCCUAGAGGAGCCGUUGCCCGUGGCGAGGAUCCGCUCUGCCCUGUUUGAGAACCGGGCCCCACCACCCCAUCAGUCUACGCAGUCCCAGCCGCUCGCCUCCGGCAGCUUUCUGCACCAGUUGGACCAGGUCACGAGUCAAGUACUGGCCGGAUUGAUGGAAGCGCAGAAGAGCGCUGUACCCGGGGACUUGCUCACGCUUCCUGGUACCACAGAGCACUUGAGGUUUACCCGGCCCUUGACCAUGGCAGAACUGAGUCGCCUUCGUCGCCAGUUUAUUUCCUACACUAAAAUGCAUCCCAACAAUGAGAACUUGCCCCAACUGGCCAACAUGUUUCUUCAGUAUCUGAGCCAGAGCCUGCACUAACCAGAGGAGGUAGGGAGAAGCCAUGGCUUCUAAUCUCCACUCCACAUUAUUUCUCUGGGAAGAAUAGGCGGAAGGUCUCCAGAGCAUAUCGAUGCAGUACUGUACUAGAGCUGUCCAGUCCUUGGGUUUACAGCAUAAGUUGA